ACCGUUCAACAUAUCGAUGGUGUUUGUUAUUGUCGCUCCUGAUCGGCACUAAAAUUCGUUGUACCCACGAAACUCUGGACAAGUUCAUUGAAAGAUCUGAGAUCUACUCAGUGCGGUCCCUGUGAUCAAAUUUUGGGACUGUUGUUUCUCACCUAAAGAACUCGAAAUAGACCUUUAGAUCUGUGCCCUGAGGAACUUUUUGUGGAUGUUAGUGAUAUGAUUUUGUGUUGAAACUUUGUGAUGAUCGACUUCGGCAGACCAAUGGAUUAUUUUUCUUUUGGAUAGGUGUAACAGAUGAUGCCAUCUAAAAAUGCCAGUGCUACUUCUAAGAGAGUUGUCCUCAACAUCCCUGUCCGCAUUAGUGGAAAAAGCCCAAAAGAAAUCUCCACCCCUCCCAGAGUACGACCUCCAGUUGAACAAUGGUCACCUUGACUUGAUCCUCCUAACCAAACCAGAUAGGAAAAUCAAUUCAACCUCCACCGAUGAAGGUUUCGAAUCGGACAUAGACAGUUUAUCGAUAGUGUCUAGUGAUAACGACAGUUUUACCAUAGAGAAACACUCGGAAAGUGCCUCGAAAACGACUGAAACCGAUUCUGCCAACGGUUCCUCCAGCUCAGACUCCGAUACUGAAGUUGCAGAAACGAAAAGCUCAGAAACAAACCGCUCAAACUCUGAAAACCCCAAACAAGACCAACAGUCUAAUGAAGACUACUCCUUGGAGAAAACAGUAGAGCACUUCAAUCUAGUCGACUGCAUUUGCUACACUGACGUCAAAUGUACUGACAUCCUCAUCUUCGUGAUAAAACGAGAGGCGUUUGUGUUCAAAUUCGACAACAUUACAAACUUGCAGAACUUUUAUACGAAUUUCACCACUCUCAAAGCCGUAGCUAAUCAGAAAGCCUACAACAAGAACUUCACCUCGAAGUUCAACCUCCUGCAAAGAACUGACCAGAAUGGUGUAACUCACAUUGAAAUCACCAGGGAAGCUGAUCCUAGGCUGGCGAAAGACGAAGGACCUAGUAGCAUUAUAAGCAUCAACACCCCGGAGGACAUUUUUCAAAAGUUCUCGAAGAACUUCGACAAGAUCAAAGAUGUGAAUUCAAGGCAAAGGGCGGAAAGCAAAUAUAUCAACGACAUCAAGUAUAACACUAUAAAUUCAAAAUUAGGUCCAAAGGCAAAAAUUAUCACUAAAUCUAACUCCAUUGAGAACAUCUUGGAUUUAGACCAGUAUAAGUCGAAUCUAGUCAACACGAACAAGGAUAACAACUUGAAGAAGAUCUGGAACAGUGCCGAGAACCUCCUGGAACCGCCCAAGCGACCAGAACGGAGGAAAAAAUUAAAAGGAAAGGCACCACAACCUCCAAAAAUGAUAGAAGAAAAACAAGACGUGCUCAGUGGUCAAUACGUAAGAGUGAACGUCAACUUCGACACAGCUAAAGACUUAGACAAAAACAGGUUGAUCAUCAAGAGUUCCUUAAAUGAACCACACCCCAAGAAGCUGCAAAAUUUCAACAUCUUAAGUACGAAACCCAGUCUGGCGUCCUUCUUAAAACCUAAGGAAAAGCAAGUGGUGAAGUACGAACCGAAAAAAAUAGACACAGGGACUCUCUUGAAGUACAGACUCCCUGACAGCAGCUGGACCAAUUCCGUCCCGAGAAUGCUGAAGAAACCGAGAAGCAAAUCGGAGACCAGGAACUUCGUUCCUAUGGCUUACAGAUACAUAGAUACGACACAAGAUUAUCCUGUUUCCUACAACGUCAAUUCACAGCGCAACUAUGACAAGCUCAGUUAUACCAGCAACCAUUUCCAGCAGAAUAUGCACACCAGCUACGGACAAAACCUGGCCAUGUCCAACUACCUUAGAGGAGAGAACAACUCACAGAACAUCAACAACAGACUGUUCGGGCUGAGCCCGAAACUGAGGGAAUUCGCCAAUUCCGAAGACUUCAAGAACGACAGCAGAUGGGGCAGUGCAAAUGAAAUCAGUGUAACAAUGAACAAGGACAAUAAUCUGAAAAGUGUUAUAAAGAACAACAGAGACGAUGCUAGCAAGAAGAAGAAUGAGAAGAAGGUUACAUUCAGCGCGUAUACCACGGUGCAGGUUGUUUAGGGGUCUACGUCAACUUGCUCGAAAUUUUUGAUUGACAAUAUGAAUAUACAGGGUGCUUCUAAUUCAAUCGGUGUUAUUGGCUAAAGUAAUAAAUUUCAUUUAUAAGAUAUUUUUGUUGACGUGAUGUGUUUUUACAUUAUGUAAUAUUUAAAUAGUUGACUGUAAUAAUAGCGAUGUUAGCAAUAACGUAUUCUUAAAUUGGAACACCCGGUAUAAAUGUUGUAUGUUCAUUAAGUAGAAUCAAAAAUUUGUUGAGUAGCACUUUCUUGAAACUAUAAAGAAACUUUUAUCACCACUCUCCUAUUAAUUUCAUAUUUUCUCGAAAAAAUAUGAAUUUUAUUCUUGGUUAAAUAUGCAGGAAGUAAAUGUAAGGAAAAUUAAGAAUAUAUUUUUUCUUAAAGUUAUAUUUAAAGGAAGCCAAAGAAGAUUACUUCAAACAACUAGACUAUUACGUUAUGUUUUAUUUAUCUAAGAUUAAUGAAUAGCGCACCAUAUAUUUUGCCCGUCCUGUAUAUUUGAUGUUACUUCAUCUUAUGAUGCCUGUACCUUUCAUGCUUUCGUUAACAGUUCUAUUAGGUAUGUUAUUUAAAAUACGCAUAUGUAUCAUAACGUGUACCUACCACUACGCUGUAUGUAAAGAAAGAUAUCGUCUGUAUAUUACGUUUUAGUUUGUAUAUAUGUAACUGUAUAAACAUUUUUUAA
Molecule: messenger RNA, 2812 nt
Organism: Anoplophora glabripennis (Asian longhorned beetle)
Lineage: Eukaryota; Metazoa; Arthropoda; Insecta; Coleoptera; Cerambycidae
Exons: 2
Coding region: 311-2110 (599 amino acids)
Source: RefSeq, a predicted model, not a curated record